Messenger RNA from Adineta steineri, 534 nucleotides. The record is from the annotation of a GenBank genome assembly. NCBI's taxonomy places the organism in Eukaryota, Metazoa, Rotifera, Eurotatoria, Adinetida, Adinetidae.
AUGAGUUCAAAUCGUGUUGCCGCUGGAACAGGCAUUGAAGGAACAGACUUGAAUCAACUUCAAGGUCCUAUGGGAAUCUUUGUCGAUGUGAAUUUGGAUUUAUAUGUAGCAGAUUGUCAGAAUAAUCGUGUCCAGUUGUUUCGGUCGGAAGAAUCAAAUGGCAUCACAGUAGCUGGAAGUAAAUCACUAAAUCCAACAAUUAAACUUGAUUGUCCAAGUGGAAUUAUAUUAGAUGCUGAAAAAUAUUUAUUCAUUGUAGAGCGGAACAACCAUCGUAUUGUUGGUUCAGGCUUGAAUGGUUUUCGAUGUUUAGUUGGAUGUUAUGGAGAGGGUUCACAAUCCAAUCAAUUGUAUAAUCCAUUUAGUUUUAGUUUUGAUCGUUCUGGAAAUAUAUUUGUUACUGAUCAACAAAAUCAUAGAAUUCAAAAAUUUCAAUAUUUGGAAGAAUUAUGUGAGAAUAAAAAACAAAAAACUAUCAUAGAAGAUGAAAGUCAAGCUCCUGAUGAAUUUCGAACUGAAUUAUUGAAUAGUUAA